Molecule: messenger RNA, 1185 nt
Organism: Rotaria sp. Silwood1
Lineage: Eukaryota; Metazoa; Rotifera; Eurotatoria; Philodinida; Philodinidae
Source: the annotation of a GenBank genome assembly
AUGAACGAUUCAUUAUUAAUGAAAGUACGUGACAUGCAAACAGAAUUGACAGUGAUUCGUCAAGAUAUUCAUGCUCAUCCAGAAAUGGCCAUGGAAGAAGAACGAACAGCAGCUCUUGUCGCUUCUAAACUCAAACAAUGGGGUUUAAUGGUUACUGAAGGUGUUGGUGGAUUCGGUGUUGUUGGUACAUUGAAGAGUCUUCAGCCAGGUGAUCGUUCUAUUGGCCUUCGUGCCGACAUGGAUGCUUUGCAAUUGAUUGAAAAGUGCGAUGUACCGUAUGUUUCGACAAAAGUUGGUACAAUGCACGCCUGUGGUCAUGAUGGACACACUGCUAUGCUGCUUGGUGCUGCGAAGUAUUUAGCCGAACAUCGGGACUCAUUCUGUGGAACUGUUCAAUUUAUCUUUCAACCAGCCGAAGAAGGACUUAAAGGUGCCAUUGCUAUGAUUAACGAUAAUCUGUUCGAACGAUUUCCUGUUGAUGCAAUUUAUGGUUUGCAUAAUGGUCCAGAACAAAUAGGAACAUUCUCUAUACGACCAGGCCCUCUAAUGGCAGCAUCCGAUCGUUGGUAUGUAACAUUUCGAGGUACUGGUGGACAUGGUGGAGCCGCACCACAUCUUGCAACUGAUAUUACAGUAUUACAAGCACAAUUCAUUAUGGCGCUACAAACCAUUGUUAGUCGUAAUAUCAAUCCGACUGAUCCAGCAGUGGUUAGUGUUGGUGCCAUCCAGGGUGGCUCUUUUCUAUCAGCUAAUGUUAUGCCAUCUGAAAUACGUAUUGGAGGUACUGCACGAAGUUUCACUAAACCUGUUCGUGAUCUUAUCGAACGACGUAUCAAUGAAUUAGCAAACAAUCUAGCUACGACGUUUGGCUGUACGGCUCAUGUAGAGUAUAGUCGAGGUGGAGUCCCUCUUGUUAAUCAUGAUGAGCAAACAAAACGAGCGAUUAAAGCUGCUGAAGCCGUCGUGGGUACGGCAAAUGUCAACAAAAACUCACAGCCUUGGAUGGGUGCAGAGGAUUUUGCUUUCAUGCUUUUGCAACGACCUGGUGCUUUUAUCCUCAUGGGUAUCAAUGAUGAAACAGUAUUCGUUAAGUUGCAUUCGCCUGAUUAUAACUUUAAUGAUGAGGCAAUCCCAUUUGGUGUCGCCUAUUGGAUAAGCCUUGUCCAGCAAGAACUCAACCAUUGA